AGGCUAGAAGACACCUCACGCUACGGGCUAAAGGAAACAGCCCCUUAGUUUCACUUUUCCUUGGAACGCAGCUUUCGAGAGAGAGAGAGAGAAAGAUUUAAGGAACGGCACGAUCUUCCGGAGAAGAAAGUUGAGGAUUUUAGGCUGAAAUCCGUUUAUUUGGAACUGGCUUGAAGCUGAGUUUAGACAAAGUGCUGUUUUUAGGAACUCAGUAGGGAGCAGCUUGCGUAAAAGUGCGUGGAAACGAAUGAGGGCUUUGGAGACUCCAUAGUCUCUCUGUCGCUCCCUGUCUCUUAACUUUUAACCCAUUGCACGAUGGAUCAGGCUGCUAGUGACCCAGGAUCAGGGCAGCGUACAUCUCCGGGAAAAGAUCUGAAAAGGAAGAGAACAGAAAGCGCAGGUAGUCUGUCUCCAGCCAGGAAACGAGUGGCCGCCGAAAUGCCUAUGGCAUUUUCAGGAUUUUCACACGAUAACGAGGUCUCUCUCUUUUUUCCCCCUGACGAGCUCAGAUCAGACUGUCCGCAGAUGUUAGUGCACAGUUUCUCGGCGAUGGAUCGUCACGAUGGGACCAGUAAUGGAACUCCCCGGUUGCCCCAGUUAGGGACAGUCAGCCAGACUCCAUAUCCGACCGCCCCACCGUUAUCUCACACCCCUAACACGGACUUCCAGCCUCCCUACUUCCCUCCUCCGUACCAGCCCAUCUACCCGCAGUCGCAGGACCCCUAUUCCCAUGUGAACGACCCCUACUCGCUGAACUCGCUGCACCCGCAGCCGCAACCGCAGCACCCGAGCUGGCCACAGAGACAGAGUCAGGAGUCGGGGAUCCUGCACCAGCACCGUGGGCUGCCGCAGCUCACUGGCCUGGACCCGCGCAGGGACUACCGGCGGCCCGAGAUCCUCCUCCACGGCACUCACGGACUCGACUCUGGGCUCGGGGAAGGAUUGCCCCUCCACAACAUCGGACACUCCAUCGAGGAUGUACAGCAUGUUGAUGACCAGGGUAUUAACAUCCCGGACCAAACCGUCAUUAAGAAAGGUCCAGUGUCCAUCUCCAAGUCCAGCUCUGGGGCUGUCACCUCGAUCUCACUCAACAAGGACGGGCUCUUCGGAGGGGUUGCCAACCCGAACGAGGUGUUCUGUUCAGUUCCGGGUCGCCUCUCCCUCCUCAGUUCAACAUCAAAGUACAAGGUGACGGUGGCGGAAGUGCAGAGACGCCUGUCUCCGCCCGAGUGUCUCAACGCCUCGUUGCUGGGGGGAGUGCUCAGGAGGGCGAAGUCUAAAAAUGGAGGAAGGUCCUUAAGAGAAAAAUUAGACAAAAUUGGAUUAAAUCUACCAGCAGGUAGACGCAAAGCUGCUAACGUUACGCUGUUGACCUCACUUGUUGAGGGUGAAGCUGUGCAUCUUGCUCGGGAUUUUGGUUACGUUUGCGAAACAGAAUUCCCAGCCAAAGCAGCAGCUGAGUAUGUCAACCGGCAGCAUUCUGAUCCCAACGAACAAGUCACACGCAAAAACAUGCUCCUCGCAUCAAAACAAAUCUGCAAAGAAUUUACAGACUUGCUGACUCAGGACAGAUCGCCUUUGGGGAAUUCUCGACCAGCGCCGAUCUUGGAGCCUGGCAUUCAGAGUUGCCUCACCCACUUCAGUCUCAUCACACACGGCUUCGGAAGCCCCGCUCUUUGCGCUGCUAUGACCGCCCUGCAGAACUAUCUGACCGAAGCACUCAAAGCCAUGGACAAAAUGUACAUGAACAAUACUCCCAACAGCCACACGGGCGAAAACCCCAGUAAAAGCGGAGACAAGGACGAGAAGCACAGAAAGUAAUGGAAAUAGCAAAACUACAAUUUCAUAACAAAAUAAAAAAAGUUGUCAUAUAAGUGUGACUGUUUUCCCUCAACCUGGAGUCUGGAGCCUUAGAGAGCAGAGCAGGCGAUGAAGAAUUUUGAACUGCUUUUGGCAAAACAAAAAGUUUCUGAACUUUUUACCAAGUUAAAGUUUCAUCGGACUGCACCCUGGUUGACAUAUCCCGUUGUUUAUCUCUGUUAGGAUUGUAGUCACAGUCAUUUAAAGAAGGUAACGAGGAUACAUUUUAUCAGUAUUGUGAAUAAACUUGAACAGUUCCUCUGUCAUAAACUUCGUUGUAGAAAAAAUAAUCCUCUAAGGUAACGGUCAACUUGAACAUUUAUUUCAACCCAGUUCACGGUUUAAUAAGGGAAACAGUGUUCAUGUAUGUAUAUAUUUAUUUAUGUGUAAUUUAAUGGGAAUUGUAAAUAUGGUGCGUCUGUUUAAACCUUUAUUUUAUUUAUCUGGUGAUAUCGUUUACCUCCUGUUAGUGGGUUUUAAUCUUCAUCAGUUAGUUCUUUACGUGAUUUUAUGGUACUUAUUUAGAAAGGUAUUGGGUAUACUCUGGGAGACACAUUUUAGCCCUCUGUAGCAUGUUGUGAUGACAAGCAGUUGAACAAAUCCAAGAGAGGAGAAAAAAAAGAGUUUUAUAUGAUAAGCAUCGAAUUUAGUUUAUAACAAGACAGAACCCUGAAUAAAAAAAACAAUAAUAAUUAAAAAGAAGCAUCUGCAAUGUUUUGUGUUUUAAAAUAUCCCAUGUGUUGUGACAAAGAAAUUACCUGACACCAUGUCUCUUUCCCUACCGAAGAGCCAGAGCAAUAAACUGAUAUUGUCUAUAGAACGGUUUAGUAUUUUAUUGUUGAACUGACAGCAUUUGGGACGACCUGAUAUCUUGUAUGUCCGCUGGCCAAAUUGGAAGCAGUUUUUAGCUGUAUUAUAUAGAGUUGUGUUGGCAAUAGUUUACAUGCCUGUCGAUGUAUCAUAGCCCUUUGUUGCCCAGAUAAAUAAAUAUUUGAUACGCUUUA
Molecule: messenger RNA, 2864 nt
Organism: Callorhinchus milii (elephant shark)
Lineage: Eukaryota; Metazoa; Chordata; Chondrichthyes; Chimaeriformes; Callorhinchidae
Gene: tfap2a
Product: transcription factor AP-2 alpha
Exons: 8
Coding region: 316-1821 (501 amino acids)
Biological process (GO): regulation of transcription by RNA polymerase II; regulation of cell population proliferation; anatomical structure development
Cellular component (GO): nucleus
Molecular function (GO): RNA polymerase II transcription regulatory region sequence-specific DNA binding; DNA-binding transcription factor activity, RNA polymerase II-specific
Source: RefSeq, a predicted model, not a curated record